Apis laboriosa (Himalayan honeybee) is the source of this 1623-nucleotide messenger RNA. RefSeq names its product Kv channel-interacting protein 1. The transcript is spliced from 6 exons. The coding region runs from base 863 to 1489 and encodes 208 amino acids. The record is from RefSeq and is a predicted model, not a curated record. Gene Ontology annotation, molecular function: calcium ion binding. NCBI's taxonomy places the organism in Eukaryota, Metazoa, Arthropoda, Insecta, Hymenoptera, Apidae.
UUAAUCGAUAGUGAAAUAAUUUUGAAUAAUAAAAUAUAUAUAUUCAGUAAAUUAUAAUUCUAAAAUAAACGAAGUUAGCCUUGAACAAUAUUAUUUUUUGCCAAUUAUUUAUUUUCCAGUAAUUUUCUGAACAGAACUGUUGCUGAUAUUUUAUCAGACAUAAAAAAAAAACAAAAGAAAUAAAGAAACAAAGAAAACAAUCAGUGGAAUAACAAAAAAAAAUUUGUCCGUUAAGGGUAGAAAGGUUUGAGAGUAGUGUUGAGGGUUAGUAUUGUAUGAGAAAGGAUAAUAUAGGGUGAAAAAGGAGAGCGAUGAUUGGGCGGGGCAGAGGAUGCGUGGUCUGGUCUAGCCCGGCCACAUCCAGUCUGCCGCCGACUGCGUAGUUGCGCAGUAUUGCCACUGAGUGUCGUGUGUGCUAGUAGAAGAGGAUAUAAAUGGUAUGCCGGUGCACGGGUCAGCACUGACUCUCUUUCUCCGGUCCUUUGUAAAACAUCGUAUCUCUUCGUUCUAGGGUCGUUCACCCUGAACGUGCUCGCGUUAUCCUUCGAAAUCCAUUGUUUUUCUGCUGUGGUCUUCUUUCAUCGCAUUAUUCAUUCUGAUUGAAUUUCCAGCAAGUUUUCUGAUACUUCUUUCUACGCCGAGAAACUAUUGGUCAAUUAUUAUUCUCUCUCUCUCUCUUUUCUCUCUCUCUCUCUCUCGGUUUCUAUUCUUCUAUCAACGAAAAUUGAGAGAUCAAGUAAGAAGAUAUUUAACGAAUAGGGAUGGAUAAAGUGGUGUGACCUUAAAUGAAUCAAGAGGACAGUAUCUAGCAAGUUGAGAAAAGAAGAAAUUUCGUUGACAGAAAGCAUAGGAUUAAGUACAAAUGGCUACGCCACCGGAUUCACCGGGACCGGAAGAGGCCCUCUUCGACUUCGAGAGUACAAGAACCAGACAACAGACUACAAGACCGGUUGCCCUUGAGGAAUUGCUCCGACAAACCAAGUUCUCUAGGCAAGAAAUACGCGUGAUGUAUCGUGGCUUUAAACAGGAAUGUCCAGAAGGUGUAGUGCACGAAGAUUUAUUUAAGGAUAUCUAUGCAAAAUUUUUCCCCCAUGGCAAUUCUAGUCUUUAUGCUCAUUAUGUGUUUAAAGCGUUCGAUGUUAACUGCAAUGGUGCCAUGAAUUUUAGGGAUCUUCUCGUCAUUUUAUCGACUUUGCUACGAGGAAGUAUCUACGAGAAAUUACGAUGGAUUUUCAAGCUUUAUGAUAUAAACGGUGAUGGCUGCAUCACCAGGGGCGAGUUAUGGGAAGUAGUGAUUGCGGUACAUGAGCUCAUGGGUCGACGACAUCAUGCUGAAGAGGAAAGAAAAGCGAGGGAGCAAUUGGAUAGGGUAUUCAAGAAGUUUGACUUAAACCAAGAUGGUAUAAUAACGAUCGAAGAAUUUAUGGAGAGUUGUUUAAGGGAUGACGUGACUACACGAUCGUUGGCAAAGUUUGAUUACGCGUUUUGAUCUCCGGAGAAGGAAGAGCCCCCGGUGAUGACCACGACAACGCCACCAACGCCGCCAACGCCGCUCUCUACUACUACAACUACCUUUUCACAAUCCCAAUCGCCUUCACCACCGCCGCCGUCCUACUCUUUGCU